UUUUUUUUUUUCUUAUAAUUUUUUUUUUGUUUAUCUUCAUUUUCUUCCAGAUCUUUCUUACCGUUUGAUCUGAAGCCAAUAUGGCGAAUUCGGCAUCUGGAAUGGCGGUUGAGGACGAGUGCAAGCUAAAAUUCUUGGAAUUGAAAGCAAAGAGAAACUACCGUUUCAUCGUCUUCAGGAUCGAGGGCCAACAAGUGGUGGUUGACAAACUCGGCUGCCCCGACGAAAGCUACGAAGAUUUCACGUCUUCUCUGCCUUCGGACGAGUGCCGUUACGCCGUUUUCGAUUUCGACUUCAUCACCACCGAAAAUUGCCAGAAGAGCAAAAUCUUCUUUAUCGCAUGGUCACCCGAUACAUCAAUAGUGAGAAUGAAGAUGGUAUACGCCAGUUCAAAAGACAGAUUCAAAAGGGAAUUGGAUGGAAUCCAAGUCGAACUCCAAGCAACCGACCCCAGCGAAAUGAGCUUUGACAUCAUCAAAGCCCGUGCUUUCUGAAUUAUUAUUACAAAAAAAAAAAAAAAAGAUUGUCCAGUUUAACGAUGUUGUAGUAAUCGAUCCCCUCGAACUUGAAACUCAACAAUGGUGGUCCUAUAUGUAUAUAUAACAAAGGAAGAAUAUUCAUUCAUUCAUUUGUACUAUACCUGUGAAAUUAAAGAAAACAAAUUAUAAAGAAGAUUUAUGUUACUACUAGUGCA
This is a messenger RNA of Erythranthe guttata (spotted monkey flower), 694 nucleotides long. RefSeq names its product actin-depolymerizing factor 7. Lineage: Eukaryota; Viridiplantae; Streptophyta; Magnoliopsida; Lamiales; Phrymaceae. Gene Ontology annotation, molecular function: actin binding. The record is from RefSeq and is a predicted model, not a curated record. Gene Ontology annotation, cellular component: actin cytoskeleton. Gene Ontology annotation, biological process: actin filament depolymerization.